Messenger RNA from Didymodactylos carnosus, 240 nucleotides. The record is from the annotation of a GenBank genome assembly. Lineage: Eukaryota; Metazoa; Rotifera; Eurotatoria; Philodinida; Philodinidae.
AUGUCUUCUAUUAGUGAAAGUCAACAAGAAGUAGUAACGUUUAAAGAUGCAUUUAAUGGUAUGUUUGACGAAGACGCGCAAGACGUCAUUGAUAAAGAAAAAUUGCGUGGAAAAUUCAAUCAGAUAAUAAAAGAAGAAGUUAGAAAUUCUGAACACACACUGAAAAAAAGAGGAUGUGCAAUUGGCCCUGGUGCCGGACCCGGUUGGCCGGGUGUUCAUGAACGAGAAAUAGCCUCGUAG